Schistosoma intercalatum is the source of this 1998-nucleotide messenger RNA. Lineage: Eukaryota; Metazoa; Platyhelminthes; Trematoda; Strigeidida; Schistosomatidae. The record is from the annotation of a GenBank genome assembly.
AUGACCAAAGAAGACGGCACAGGUCAAGCUAUUUUGGAUGAAGUCAGUAACGACUCUCCUCAGCUUAAAGGAGAAUCCCCACCUAAAAUAUCAGAUGCUAUAAUUCUAAAGCCUGCUAAAGGUAAUGUACAUUUCAAAAUACUGGUACCUUCAAUUGCUGCUGGUGCAAUCAUCGGGAAAGGAGGUGAAGCAAUAACAGAAAUUCAAAACCAAACCUCAGCGAAAGUAAAAAUGUCCAAAGCUAAUGCAUUUUAUCCCGGAACAACUGAGCGAGUUUGUUUAAUUGUUGGAACCAUCGAGAGUAUAUUACGUGUUUUUCAGUAUAUUUCCGAGAAAAUAUACGAAAAACCAGAAUCUGUACCGAAAACAGGUAGUGAAGGACGAGUACUUACUGAGAGACAUAAACAAGUCAAGAUUUUGGUCCCUAACAGCACAGCUGGAAUGAUAAUAGGAAAGGGUGGUAGCUUUAUCAAGGAGUUGAAGGAUACAACUGGGGUAUUCAUUCAAGUAUCUCAAAAGUCUAAGGAGCUUAACUUGGCUGAAAGAUGCGUUACUGUCGCAGGUGAACUCUCGCAAACACGCGAUGCUGUAGCAUUGAUUUUAAGCAAGAUUGCUGAGGAUCCCCAAUCGUCCAGCUGUCCAAAUAUAUCUUACUCCGAGAUAAUCGGACCAGUAGCAAGUGCUUAUCCCACCGGCUCACCUUAUGCUUUAGCGGUUGGCUCGCAUCCAGGAUUACCUGCAUGCGGAAUGGGUUUUGGUUCAGAUAUGCAUUUCAGAGCAGCAUCAGGCUCAAAUUCCAGCUUUUCACCUCCUCAUAUUAAUUCUCUUUCGCCUGUAAGCCCAACUACCUCGAAUCCAGCUUCUGGAUCCAUUUUCGGCGGAAGUUCCUCUCCAGCUGUUGCUGCUGCUAUGGCUGCUAUGAGUGCAGUUGCUGCCUGUUCUCCAAACGCCAAGUCAUCGUCUGCAUUAGUUCCAAAUGGUGGUCGAGCAUUGAUGGGUCGUGGUGUGGCUAGUACACAUUCAAGUAACCACCAAACUAUUACUCAUUCCCCUCAUAGCCUUUUAGGAUCUGUCGCGACACAUUAUAAUGCUAGGAUUUCGCCGACUUAUGGACCACCCAGACCUAUCUCUUCACCUAAUUCUGGUAUGGGUCUUGAGGGGAUACGUAGUGUUUUAAAAAGUGCUGGGUAUUCUGACGUAGCAACAGACGAGAUUGCUAAUGCCAUGGAUGUAUUGAGCCUAUAUGGUUUUAUUUCGAUGUCCAGCUUAACUGGAUGCAUUAAUUCUUCACCGAUGAUUAAUUCAUCUUCAAACAAUCAUUUUACUGUAAAUUCCAAUACGUUAAGUGGAUUAGGCAAAUCAUUUACGAACCUUGACUCGGGUGGUCAGCAAUCUCCAGUUUUGUCAAACAGUUUUCAUUCUAACGAUCUUUCAUUGCACAACUUUCGAAAUCUUGCGGCAGCAUCCAUACAGAAUUGUGUCCCUUCUCAACCCAGUCAGAUCUACACGCAUAGGCGAUCUUCAUUCUCUUCGUACCAACCUGUUAGUAUGAAUUCACACGCACGCGCAAAUCAUUUAACCGUUACAACGUGCAACAGUAUUAACAAUAAUAUUGAGGUCAUUCCAGUAAUUAAAGAGUUGAACGUACAAGAUUCACUUUGCGCCUCAUCUGAUCCGACGGUUCGUGGAUCGGUAGAAAGCCAUAAUUUAGAUAUAACCACAGGUUUAUAUUCUAUCACUUCAUGUGAAAGAUUAAAUCCGAAAAGUUCCACCCAGUCUCCUGUUCUGGGGAUUCGAGCUGUAUCUCCUAUAUCCAAUAUUUCAAUACCACUUAAACGGAAUGGCGUGGUCACUGAUAGUUCUGCUAAUGGUUUAAUACCUCGCCGAGUUUCGGAUGGGAGUGUAGGUGAAGAGCAUAAUAAAAAGAACGGAAUUUGUUGUAGUACAGCUUCCAUAAAUAAUGACACUAGUCGAACGAAUAGUUUAUGGAAUUUAUAA